AUGGACAUCCGUAUCCUACGCAACUCGGAUCUGCCGCUGAUCCAGCAUGCCAACCUCGAGAACCUGCCGGAGAACUACUUCCUCAAGUACUACCUCUACCAUGCGCUGUCGUGGCCGCAGCUCAGCUUCGUCGCCGUCGACGUCUCCCGCCCCUGCAAGGGCCCAUACGACUACCCAAAGAUCGUCGGCUACGUCAUCGCCAAGAUGGAGGAGGAGCCGUCGGACGGCGUCCCCCACGGCCACAUCACCAGCCUGAGCGUCAUGCGCACGCAUCGUCGGCUGGGCAUCGCCGAGAAGCUGAUGCGACAGAGCCAGCUCGCCAUGGUGGAAACGUACCAGGCCAAGUACGUGUCCCUGCACGUGCGCGUGUCCAACGUCGCCGCCCGCCACCUCUACGAGACGACGCUCGGCUUCAAGAUCGAGAAACCCGAGGCCAAGUACUACGCCGACGGCGAGGACGCGCUGUCCAUGCGACUCGAGCUCGAGUACAUCAGGAAGCAGAUCGAGGCCGAGGAGGAGCAGGAGGAGGGGGGCGAGGCGGCCAAGACUAACGGCAAGACGAACGGCGAGCACCCGGACGAGGGCGAGGCGGUGGGCGAGGUCGGCCGCGACCCGGAGGCGGGAAAGAAGAAGAAGAAGCUGGCGGUGGGCAGGACCAAGGAGCAGAGCAAGUAG
This is a messenger RNA of Cordyceps fumosorosea ARSEF 2679, 675 nucleotides long. Its product is annotated as N-acetyltransferase complex ARD1 subunit. The transcript is spliced from 2 exons. Bases 1 to 675 code for a protein of 224 amino acids. Gene Ontology annotation, molecular function: protein-N-terminal-glutamate acetyltransferase activity; protein N-terminal-serine acetyltransferase activity. Lineage: Eukaryota; Fungi; Ascomycota; Sordariomycetes; Hypocreales; Cordycipitaceae. Gene Ontology annotation, cellular component: NatA complex. Gene Ontology annotation, biological process: N-terminal peptidyl-glutamic acid acetylation. The record is from RefSeq and is a predicted model, not a curated record.